Bacillus rossius redtenbacheri is the source of this 13594-nucleotide messenger RNA. RefSeq lists its product as uncharacterized. The transcript is spliced from 15 exons. Gene Ontology annotation, molecular function: protein binding. NCBI's taxonomy places the organism in Eukaryota, Metazoa, Arthropoda, Insecta, Phasmatodea, Bacillidae. Bases 1210 to 6126 code for a protein of 1638 amino acids. The record is from RefSeq and is a predicted model, not a curated record.
UGUCCAAAAUUUUCGGGCUCGGGCAAUCUCGGUCGGGCAUCAAAAUCAGUUAAUGAAAUAAAUUUUGAACAUAAAAUAGUCGUACUUAAGUUUGCAUUGACAAACCUGAACUGUUUUUAUUUAUUUACUAUACCGCACUGAUAUGAAAGUUAAACAUUAAACUAAAAAAUAGAGUGCAUAUUAAUCUUGGAAAUAAAGUGCUUAUUAACUAAAUUGUGUUUGGGUAGCUGCUUGAAGGUUCAUUGUCACUGUUGAUUGUUUGACCUACACUUCCACUGGUAUCCAUUUUGGUAAAAUAAUGACAUGAAUUAAAUAGAAACAAUUCACAACCACUUUCUGCAAAUGCCACGCAACUACAAUGUGUGUAAUUAAAGUCAGCUUAUAAUCCUUCUCGCACACAGCAAGCAGCUCCACCGGCCUUGAACACUACUUUGUGACUAUUGAGCAGUGAGCAUCCGCCGUGCGUACACGCGCGCGUGUGUGUAUGUGUGUGUGUGUGUGUGUGUGAGAGAGAGACGGGCGACCAGCUGCAUCGUUAGUCAGCCAGCGAGAGUAACGGUAAAUGUUGACCUUGACCACUUCCGCUUGCUGCAGGGCUCGCUCUCUUAUAUCUGUCUCCCCCUCCCACAAACACACUUGCUGACCGGGCACCUUCUUUAUCUUAUCUCUCACACACACUCACUUCACCGGCUGGUGCCGGGACGGUGGCGGCGUGGCAUGUUCCUGCAGCUGCCGCGCGUUCCAAAAAAAAGAAGCUUUGUUUACUUGCGCCGUGCGGUAUUGCCGUUUUCCAAGGUGCCUGAUAUUUUCGGGCACUGAAAUACCCGCCCGGAAUUUCGGGUAUACUUGAUACCCGAAACACUGCCCGAAAUUUCGGGUACCCGACCAUCCCUACAGUCAGGUUUGGAUAACACUGUGUUCCAGUAUGUUCAUUCUUUCUUGAACAAUGAAGUAAAUGGACAACAGCUAUUAAAUCUUCGCCCUGAUGAUUUAGAUCAUUUGGGUGUUCAGAAAUUAGGUCACCAAGAACUAAUAUUAGAAGCUGUUGAACAUCUAAGAAAUUUUCACUAUGAACUGGACAGAGAGAACCUUCAACUUCUGGCCCUGCGGUUAGCUUGCAGAGCACGUAGUUUGUACAAUGAAUUGAAGCAGAGAUCUGAUUUACAGCCCCUGAGCACUCAAACCUUGGCUGAUGUUGCUUAUGUCAUUAUGGCUGUGAAACCUCUUGUGUGUUGGCUGGACAGGUCGCCUUUCUCGGGACAGUUCAACUAUCAGGAACGUAAAGAUGACUUACUGCACCUGAGCUUACAGAUUGCUACGUGUGCUCAGCGAGAUCGCUUUGCAGAAAAACCUGUGGAAGAGAUUCGAUCAAGCUGUAAAACAUUGGCUGAACUUGGGGAUGAAAUAAUACAGGAUAUAUUUGACCCAUUAAUACUUCAGCCAGCUUCCCUGGAUCUUGUUACACUUAAGAAGAGAGCCAGUGAUGAUUUGGGAUUUUUUAUCUUGCCGUCAUUCCAUGGAGUGCAUCAAAUUGCGGAAAUCAACUUCAGUUCUCCAGCUCACCAGUGUGGGAAAAUAGAAAAUGGGGAUGAAAUUGUCCAAGUUAAUUAUCAAACGGUGGUUGGCUGGCAAACUAAGAAAGUAAUGAUACUGUUUGAAGAGUCACCAACGGAAGUAUUCUUGACCUUGAAGAAGCGUCCUCGUCAUACAAAAGUAUAUGGGCAAAUCUACAUGAAACCAUACAGGUUACCAAGUAAGAAGAGAUCAGCUCCGUAUUCACGUUGGAAUGAUAACCUUCCUUCGCCACGACCAGAACUUCUCACGAUUCCAGAUUUUGAAAUUCCACUUUCCAAAGGUAUUUCCAAGAAAGCUCUACCUCACGCACACUCCCAGUUUGAGAGUAACGUCGCCUUGUCGACGUUCUCGGAAGAGAAGAAAGAAGAGGGUUUGGAAGAUACGUUUGCCAGGAAGGUUGUAAAGGAUGACGACGACGAGGAUCAUGAGGAUGAUGAUGAUGACUCGUUUCUGCCAGAGGCAGCAGAUGAAGGGCAGACGUCGCCAACUAGCAUGAGACUGUACCUGCCCAAACCGAGGGUCACUGUCCAGCGCCGAGCCACAGUUACGGGAGCAAGUCCCACGAGCAAGAGAGCACCUGUUAAUACUGAACAGUUUUGGGCGGAGCUACGCCUGAAGCAUCACUGGCGAGAUUGUGGAGUAAAUGAGAGCACAGACAGAGGAAAAGGUGAUCUUUACCAGCUGAGGGAUAAAUCAGCAAGUGUUGAAAAUGGUUUGUCAUUUCAUGUCUCACGGCCAUGCACUACACUUGGAAUUUCAACAUUUGCUUCAAAGGUAAAAUGUUCUCACCACCCUACGGCUCUGAUAAGUGAAGAAAAACUCUGCAAAGCUUCAGAAGCAGAACCGAGCCAGACUUUGGAGGAAAAUUGUGAUUCGGGUCAUUGUGUUGAAGACAAGCAUCAUGAAAAAUGCCAUUUUAGUUCAGAAAAACAUCUCAAUAAAAAUGAAAGUUUUGCUGAAGAGAGUGCUGUAAGUGUAGCUGACCAAAAUCAAUGUUGUGUUGAAAAUUCUACGGGUACUUUAGUUUCAAGCGAUUUCUCACUGGCCUUUAUGCCUCCUACUUUUACUGAUCAAAUUUGUGGUAGAAUAACGUGUUCUGAUUCAAGAGGCUCAAAUUUUUCUGCCAUUAAUUUUCCAGUUGUUGAUCAGUUUAGCUCUCGUACAGAAAAUAACUCUGAAGCUGUGAUAAAAGAAACGCCUGCGGAACAUAAUAGAAUGUUAACUUGUGAAAAUAAGGACACUACAAGCAUUUUGCAGAAUUACUGUUUAGAUCAUUCAAAUGAAAAUGUUGGUGUAAAUCCUGAUGAGUGUUUAGGUUAUCAGUCGACACAGAUUUCAGGCAAAGAACGAGGAAGACUCGACAAAAGUUUUAGUACGCCAGCAUAUGAUUUACUGGAGUCCUUAACAUUUCUAGAGAAAAAUGCAGAUUUGCAUAAAGAUAGUGUUAAGAGAGAACUGAAAAAAGUUAAAAAUGAAAUAGUAACAACAGAGGUUAAUUAUUGUACCUUACAAAGUGAAGUUGAUCUAAGCAGCAUACCUCAGUUACCUGAUGUUCUAAGUAUGCAGCCUACAGUGUUCGAUAAUGAUUUUAGGACUCUUGAUGCUAAUGAGUGUAAUGGUUUGACUGUAGCUGAUCAGUUUGCUUCUUGUGCGAAUGGAGUGUCUGAACCAAGUAGUUCGCGGUUGUUUUGUGAAGAAAUUAAUAACAGAUAUACCAGUACAGAUGGUCAUUUACAAACUUCAAAUUCAGAAAAUCACCUGUCAAGUAAUGAAACAUCUAAUUUAUCUACAAACUCUGUUCGAGGAAAUUUUGACGAAAAUUCAUUGUUUCUUCAAGUGAACACAGAUAUUUUUUCUUUGGGUAACAUUACAAAAAUUGUAUGUGAUUCACAAAGUAACCUACAUGAAAAUACUGCUACCGAAAAGCUUCACUUACCUCACGUACCUGGAACGCCGUGUAUUUUUUUAUCAGACGAGUUUGAUCAGACAAUUUCUUGUGAUGAUAGUUUCAAAGGAGUAUGCUCACAUUCUUGUAAGAUUUCAGAAAAUCAGAAGUCUCUAGUUUGUGUGUGCAAACCAGGGAAAACAUCACAAGCAUCUCCAAAAUCGGACACUUUGAGGUGGCCAGUGAAGACGGCUCACAGUCAGGGCACCGUAGGCACUGGUUUGGGUACAAAGGGCGGCCCUCCAAGCAGGUCUAGCAAAGGAUUUCCUGCAGCCUGUUUCUCCAGCCCACGAAGCACCAGAAAGAGAAAUGCUUUACUAUCAAAAAGACGAAACGUGAGUGUGAAAGAUGUUGGUUGUGGUGAUUGUAAAGGCUGGUUACUUCAUCGUUUCCGUUCAAGUGGGGCAGGUGCUACAUGGCUCAAAGUAUGGUUUAUAUUAAAAGAUAUAAUUUUUUAUGGAUUCAAGACUCCACAAGCAACUAAAGCCCACAUUAUGAUUAUUUUACCAGGCUUUACUGUGUGUGUAGCAGAAGAAGUUAAGUCCAGAAGUUUUGCUUUCAAGAUUUAUCACACAGGUACUGUUUUUUACUUUGCUGCAGAGACUGCAGAUGAACUUGGAGUUUGGCUAGAGUGUCUUUCAGGGGUGGCCAUUUCUCAGGAAUUGGUUAAACGACCCAAAGACAUGAACUCCCACGAUCUCUACUUUAGUGAAACGGAUGAGGAUUCUGAUGGUCAAAAGGAUUGUGAUUUUGAAGCUAGCAUUCCUAAAAAUUCUUCAAAAUUUAAUGGUAUUCUUGGCAACACAAAUCAGCAACCUGGAAAAGUCUGUCAUAAUUCAAGAACAGAGUCCAAGAAAACUGAUAGUCCAAAAAUAUUUGGCUCAUUGAAGAAGAUAGUUUCUAAAGCAGAUAAUAAUGGUCCUGCAGCAUAUUCUGAAUUGCCAGAACCUACUUCUGCUAGUUUGGAUCGAAAAUAUUUAAAUUUCUUGGGUGGAAUGCGAAACGGUAAUGUACCUGUGCCUACGGCUCAAUUCCGCAGUUACCGUAGAUCCCCAAAAAAAAGACUCGUACAGGAAUCUGGAGCAGGAGACAAAAAUUCAGAUCAAAUAUCUAAUGAUGUGUAUCUACCUAGCAAAAGUGGUAAGUUUAUGCCUCCUCGAGUGAACAUUUUGGAUACUGAAGAUAUGUCAACUAACGUAAAACUUGAAACAUUGUGUAUGGAAAAUUUCUCACUCGAAGACACUUUCAAGUCAUGUGACACUUCUGAUGCAAAUGUUAGAGGACCACCCAUUUUUAAAAAAAAUCAAGGUGUAAAUACGCUACCAACUUUAGAAAGAAGAGAGAAAGCUAUGCUUCAAUCCCACAAAUUUCUCAAGGAACGCAGUGCUCGUGAUCGUCAAAUUCAUGCUUCGAAUCCAACUCUCCAGCUUUCAUCUGAUAUGCAAAAUUAUCGCUUAGCAGCAGAAAGACUGAGAAAAUUUGGAUUAGGUCAUAAUCAUCAGCAAGAGGACACGUCUGGUUUCAUAACUCUUGAAGAGUUGAUGAUUUCUCGUCAGGAAGAAGAGAAAUUUAAAAUGCACCAAUCAAAAUUAGGUUCUGUGAGCAGUAUUGGGUCUAAAAGUAAUUCACCCCAUCAAAAUUCUGAUCCAAGUAAUGACAGUUCCACAGCCAACAGUGAACUGACACCAAAUGGCUCAGAAGUUAGUUCUGCAAGUGAUCUGCAUAAUGAGAUGCCACCUGUAUCAGUGAACAGGAAAGGAAAUUUUAGUAAGAGACAUUUCUUUCGAGACAACCCUCAAGAUGUCAGAGUUACAACACCGCACAAACAGCCGAGCAGUAAAACACCUGCCGUGCAGAAGGUGGCUACAAGACUGGAGUCGACUGCAGCCAUGAGUUCCAACCGGAACUGUGAUACCCUGAAAGCUGCAGCCCAGUAUCAGCCUCCACCAAUAUCUCAAGUGCUUGCGAGCGGAAGGAAAGUGCAUCCGAAAGAGGAAGGCCCAAAAAUGAAAUUAGCUUUUGAAAUGCAUUUAGGUGAAAAUAAGUUGCCAACAGCCUCGAAUAAGGACACAUCCAAAUCCUCGAAAUUUCGAAGUUUAUUUUUGUUCGCAAAAAAUCAAAACAUUAUGUGUUCACCGGAUGAUGCUUUCUUGUCGAGUUCUGGAGAGCCAUGCAAACCAUUAAUAGCAUCACCAAAACUUAAUAGGACAUUUCUUUGGGAUAAACAAGUGAAGGGCUCAAAGAAUUCCUCCAAAAAAAUAAAUUUUAAUUCAGUGACACAUUCUUCAUCUUCUAAUGUACCAUCAGGGUGGACUGCAGAUUUACCCAAUCUACAAACAGACUGCAGUAUUUCAGAGAUGAAGCCAAUGAUGGGUGUAGCAAUGAUUUCAAAAAAAUCUUGCAGAGCGGCAACUGCGCCAUCUUCGUCGUCUCAGAGCAGCUCGGCUCCGGACUAUCCAGGACUCAAAUACCCUCCAGUGUUUGAACCAGAGACAUAUACCCUCUCAAAUGCCAAUACUCUUCUGAAGUCCCAGUGCCACCACCCUUGUACGAACAAUAAAUCAUGUGGCUGCAACACGCUGGAUAACAACCAGCAAACAGGGUAGCAAUAAACAUUGCAAUAUUUUGUUUUGGUCUGUAAAGUAACAUGUUUUCCUUUAAAACUAUUAUAUUGCAACAUUUCAGUUUUAGGCUAAAUAUGACAAUCAAUUUAAACUUCACAUUCCUGCAUGAUUAUGCUGUAAAAUAGAUUUUUUUUGUAUCUGUUUAUGCUACUAAAGUACAGGUCCAAACCAAAGAUUCAUUUAUUUAGUUGUGAAUUCAAUUUUUAUUGUAUUCCAUAAUAAGCAUCUUUGUAGCCAAGAUGUUCUACAAAGCUUACUCAUCAUAGUAUUUGUAAUUAAACUAAGAGUAUUAAAAUGUGUGCCUAAGAAUGAAAAAUACUUUCAGCUAUGUUGAAAAUUCUAAUAAGAAUAUAGUAUUAUGAAUAGUGCUCAUAUGUAUUUUCCUACAUCUGUUAACUUUUUAAAAAAGUGAUAAAGUAAGUUUUAGCAUUUGUUACAUAAAUAAUGGUUUUAAUAAUGUUAUGCAUUAGUUUUUCUGUGAUAAAGUUGAGAGACUGAAUUUAGUAGUUCUUUGUGUGGUAUGAGAUUCUUCUGAUUGACAUACCCAGUAAAGUCCACAAAUGGUGCUUAUAAAAUAUUGUUUUCGGGGUGGUAUUGUUUUAUAAAAAAAAAUAGUAGUAGUUUACAAUUUUGUUAUGAUUGCAACAUUAUCUUUAAACUAGCUAAUGACCAUUGGCUUCGUUCAUGCCAGUUUUAGGAUAUUGCUGAUAUUUUAUCAUUCCAAGAAAUGUAUGUGAAUGAUUCCAAACAUUUUUACUAAAAAAUUGGACAAAAUAAAAUUUCAGGUGUAUAUAAGAUACCAUUCGUAACAAGACUGCUUACGGUUGAACUUUAUAUUGUGAAAAUUUGUGAUCCUGUUUUGAAUAUAGAUUAAGUAUACUGAUUUUAUAACUUCCUUUUUAGUGUUAUGCCUUUACAAAAUCACACUUCCUACUUUUACAGUUCUAAAAUUUGCUAAACAUGUGCCUAUUUUUUUUUAAUUAGAUGCCAUCUUUUACAGUUUCAGUGUUAUGUAAUUUGAUUAUUUGCACAGAGUAUUUAAAAUCAAACUUUCCCUUGUUUUACCUAGAUACAGAUACCUACAUUAUUUUAAGGUUUUUGAAACAAUCACAUUUUUUAUGUAAAAUGUAUACUAAAGUUAUCAAAAUUAUUAUCUUAUGAAUUAGUAGAUUAGUAUGUAGUUAUGCUUAGAAUUAAUGAAACAAAACUCACAAAAUUUUUACCCCUCUUCUCUUUUCCCAAAGGGAUGUGUACGUGAAAAUUCAGAACCACGUAUUUAUUAAAUGCGGCAAUAUCUGUUAACCAAGUAAAACCAAACUCAUCUCGUUGUUCCUACCUCAGGUAUUAAUUCAAAUAUAUUUUUACUACACUUACAUUUAUAUUAAGUUUAUUUUAGUAUUGCCAAAUGUACCGUAUACUGAUUUAGUGGUUUACAAUGCAUUUCUUUCUAAAACAAUACUCACCCCUGUUACGUUAGAGUUUAAAUUUCAAAAAAUGGUAUAUUAAAUUCACUUAAAUAAAAUUAGUAUAUUAUGAUUUGUUUAUAAUAAAACCAUAUUUAUACCUUUUCCACCUCCUUAGAGGUAGAAAUUCAGAAAUUGGUAAAAUUGAGUUUGUAGAUUUUAUGUGUAUAUAAAUCAUACUGAAUACUUUACCUCCUGUUUGAUUAGCUUUGGUGAUAUGACUUUUAUGAAACAAACUAAACUGACCACGAUUUUACCCCCUUUGUGAUCAAAUAUAGAAAAAUGAUAAAAACAUGCUAUGAAACUCAUUAUGUUGGUUAUUCUUGCUUAGUUUCUUACAGCCUGCUUGAUUUGCUUUAGGGAUAUGAUUUACAUAUUAUAUUAUUGUUAUUGAAAAUCAAACUUAAUCUGUUUCACCACCAUUGCAUUGGAAUUGCGAAAACUGAUUAAAACACGGUACACAUUACAUUAUGUAUGUUAUUCUUGCUCAUUUUCUCACCUCAGCUUGAUUUUCUUGGCGAUAUGAUUUAUUACAAUCAAAACUAACUUUCCCCCUUUUCACUACUGUUGUGAUAGAUUUUCUAAAAAUGUGUAAAACCAUGCUACGUUAUUAAUUAUGUGUAUUAUUUGUCCUCGGGUUCCUACCUUCUGUUUCUUUGUGAAUAUUUUUUUUAAUAUAUAACUUAACUUACAAUUUUUUUUUUAAUAUAUAACUUAACUUACAAUUUUUUUCACCCCCUUUGUAGUUUAAUCUCUAAAAAAAAUUUCAAACACACUAUGUAACACAUUAUGUAAAUUAUUUGUGUUGAGUUUCUUAUGUCCUGCUUGAUUUACUUCAGAGAGUUAGAUUAUUUUUUACUAUGAAACCAAACUUAUCAUUUUUCACCCCUUUUGUAGUAGAAUUUCAAUAAAUGGUUAAAACACCCUAGGUAACUCAUAACGUAAGUUAAUGUUCAGUUUCUACCUACCCCUAUUUCACCCUCCCGUGCAGUCACAUUUUAAAAAGGGGGGGGGGGGGGGGGGGAAGCAAAAACAAACAUUAUUCCUUAUGUAAGUUAUUCAUGCUUAUUUGGCUACCUCUCGCUUAGUAUUCUUUCAAAAUAGUUUUUUUUUUUUUUUUCUAUAAAACCUAUCUUUUCACCCCCUUAGCAGUUUAAUCUCGAGAAAAUAUAAAAACAUGCAAGAUAACACAUGUUUGUUAUUGGUGCUCAAUUUGCAACACCCAUGUUUAUUGAUUUGCUUAGGAGAUGUGAUUUUUUUUUGUGAUGUAAUAAAACUCACCCCUUUAAAGGUUGAAUUUCAACAACUGAAAAGAAUAGGUACGUAACUUUACAUGUAUGUAGUUCAUUCUUAGUUUCUUACAUGUACCUAGUUCUAGUAAAAUUGUAAAUAUAUAUAUUUUUUCUUCUUAAAAUUAAACUUAAUCCUGUUACACCCCUUAGGGUUGGAAUUUCUUAAAAUGGUAUAAAGUCUGUUAAGUGUUUUGGUAUGUGUAUUAUUAAUACCCAAUAUUGUAACUUACCUUGUUGAGCUUCGAAGAUAUGAUUCAUUAUUUUAAAACCAUAUUUAUUUACCCCCUCAUGGUUGGAAUUCUGUAAUUAUAUGUAGCCUAGUGUUUAAGUUUGCUAAAUACCAUACUUGAAAAAAAGUUUCGUCCAUCAAGUGGUUUUCGAUUGAUGCCGGAACAAACAGAAAAACAAACUGAGAAAAAUUUAAAAAAAAAAAAACAUUUUUGACUGCCGGGUGACAUGUGAAAGUAAAAAUUCGUAAAUCUUUGAAACUCCCUGGUGACGCGCUUCCCUUCCUUCGCUCCCUUGCACUAGCCCACCCAGAUGGGGAGAUAGCGUGGGUAGGAAAUGUCAGAAUGAAAACAAAAGAUUUCUUUGUGCCGAUUUUUGUUGUCCUCCUUUACACUAAAACACAGGGUUGAUAAUUUCAUUUAAAAGUCGACCUAUGGGGAAAAAACAGGCUCAGUAUACUUUUAAAACGUAUCUUAAAUAUACUGCAGUGAUUUAAAGUUGCCUAAUAGUACCUACUCAUUAACUGUAGGUAUUUGAUUGUACUUUUACAGCCAUCCAUCACUUAUAAUGCAACCAACAAAUCAUGUAUUAAUUAUAGGUACUCUUUUAACAAACCUCAGGUAACUUGGGAGUUAAUACAUAUAUACCUUGCAAUUGCUAUGGUAUGUUCCAUUUGCUGAGUUAGUUUUUAAUUGUAUUUUAUAAUUUAUUUAAUCUCUUGUGAACAAAUAUUUAAAUUCCUAUCAAGUAGUUUUUGAUUGGUUUACCUAAAUUAAAUACUAGCCCUGUAAAAAAAAAAGUUAUUAGUUUUUGUUUCUGGAUAUUGUAGAGUGCUGCUCCAGCUGUCUAGUUUGACCUGAAGCAACUGUGCUACCGAGGGGGUUUGUGGUUUGAUUAUGGUAAAGUGGGGUGCUGAUAAGUCAUAAUGAAGAAAUAAACUUACCUUUUAUUAGGACGUAAUUUAUCUUUGUGAGACUGUAAAUUAUGUAUAGGUUAACCUAAAACAGAACCGUAACUGAAUCGAGAACCGGGAAAAAUGUAUAACCCUACAAAUCACUAGGAUGUAUACACAGAGCGCUGAGAUUAGCACAGCUCAGUAGAUACGUCGUGAGACUUGCCAAUAAUAAUAAAAUAAGAAAUAUUUGUUCCUAAAUAAAUUCCUGUACAUGUUAUCUCAAUUAUGGUAUUAAAUUAGGAAGUUUACGAAAGGUCUGAGAAUCUAGUUUUAGAAAUUUUUAGUAAUUUUUUUUCAAUUUUUACAAAUGCAUCUUAUGAGAACAUUGUCAUCCAUUGCCAACUCUCGUAGUACGGGUGUUUCAUUUCACUUUAUAGAACUAUACAACCGAUAGAUAGCAUUUGUAUUUGAGCUACCAAAACUCAGGGACAGUUUAUUUUCUGUUUAAAAAUUUUUAUUUAAAUUUGAUGGCAUGUUUUUCCUAAUAGUGGACACUUUUCAAGAACAUAUAUUUUUCAUUCGCCAUUGGAAAAUUUAACUGAUAUGUAGGUUACGUCCUUUUCAUAAAUUUACAGAUGCCCAUCUUUCAAAAUAUUUGAGGGUGCUUCCUAAUAAUAUUUUGGUGUUUGUGUAUCUCAUGUUUUUUUUAUUUAUUUAUUUAUUUUUUUUGUUGUCCAAGCUUUAUUUUCUGUGUGUGUGUUUACCAUUCAUUUAUUUAUUUCAGUCCAUGUACAGAUUUUCUUGAGCUAGUCAUAAAACAUCACUUUUACAGUCACUCAUAUUGUAAAAAUAUUAAUUGAAAUACUAAUGCAAACAUAACAGUAAAAAACACAAACUUUCAUACUUAAUCACUUGCACAUAUGCUGCAUGCAAUGCCUCACUGUGCAUGCAUCAGUGUAACACAUGAGAAUGUAAUAUCACAGCAGCUGAAAGGGUUUUGUGGAAACCUCAGCAUUGUUCGUAAUGUUUUGAGAAACUUUAAGGACAGACAUGUUCUCAUAGCGUGUGCUUAGCCUGUGUGUGGCAAAGAAACGAAAAUGUCCUUGGGUUCAAAGAAAAAUGAAGAUUGUAUAAAUAAGAAAUAUUUUCAAUUUUUAAUAAUUAGUGAAUACUAUGUGAAUUAAUGAGUAUGUACAACAUUUUAUUUUUUACAACCAGCAUUGCAUUAAUGGAGAAUACAUUUUGUAAUGCUAUACUAAAGCAUACAUUUUAUGCAUUAUAAAUUAUGAAUUCAGUCUUUUAACUUUUAAAGUUAUGCCAUAUUUUAUUUUUAUAGUAAUUAUGCAAUUAGUAAAUAUUUAAAUUAUAUAUGUUUAAAAAAAUGUAAAGUAUUUCUUUUUCCUCUGACAAAUAUAUGUGUACAAAUAUGUGUCUCUGUAUGUACAGUAAGUGUGCGGAAAUUACUUUUUUUUUUUAAUUUGUGUGGUUGUAUUCAACACCAAACUGAGUGAAGAAUGUCAUUGAAAUUGGGAUGUAAAACCCAUUCAUUUGAACUAGGAUAUAAAGUGGGCUUGUCACAAACAAGCAUGCAAACAAACAUGUGAGGCCUUGCCGAAUGCCACUUUGCUCUAACCAGUCCCUCUGCCACUUAGUCCUAGCAGAUUGUGCCACUGCACACUUGCACUGUAGUUUGUUUCUUGCCGUAGACAAUGAUGCUCGCGGAGGUAGCAAUGGAAGAAGAGGUUGUGCUAAGUUGUGCAGUGCCUCCUGAGGUUUAAGUGACAGGGCAGUGCAAAAGCUGACACCCAACAGGGAGGCACAUGCAAUUCUUAAAAAGAAAAUAAACUCUCCAAAGCAAAACACCAAAACCUCUCGUGAACUCUAUAUCGGCAGGCACUGGAUCUGUAAACACAGGUAAACUAGUAGAAAAAUUAAGAACCGAGUAGUAAUAGCAGGCUCCCAAAAUGUACUUGCGCACACAUUUUUAUUGAUCCACAAAGAAAGUAAAUUAAGACUGCUGCUUGCAAAUAUUUGCAUAAUUACCAAAAACUGUACAAAAAAAUUAUUCCCUAAAGUUACAAGUACUAAAUCGUUGCUAAAUAUUGCAGCUGACACAACAUGUUGUGCUAUAUGUUUAAUUUUACAAUGUUAACAUUCAUUAUUAAUAAAGACUUUACAAAUUGCAAACAAAACUAAAAUUUAAAUGGCCCAUUUAUGUUACAGUCCCUGUGUCAAAAAAUAUUACGGCACACCUUAAGUCCCUCAUUUUACAACAAUAGUAAAAAUAACCUUUAUUAAAUUAUUCUUGCAUGCUCCUUUAACCUACGCGGUGAGUUGUCGCACACAAAAAAAGGGCAAGACAUACUCCACAACGCUCUUUUCUGCAAACGCCAUGCAUAAGUUUUUCAGGUACUGUGCAUGAGAAGACUCGUUAAAACAACAUAGUGCUAGAGUUCGUGAAAACUCAGUGCGAGUACACCACACAGUCUCACCAGUUAUGAGCGUUGGGCGCAGGCCAACUUAACUAGGCUUGCAAAACGUUAACGCACAACCAAUCUUUUUCCACUCCAAAACAAAGGCCAGUUCACAGUUUUGUUUAUUACAAGAUGAAAACACAUUAAUACACACACACAUACAUACACACACACUUUUUACUUAACCAAAAAAAUUGACAGAUUAAGUAAAAACAAAAUAAUAACUUUUAAACAUAGCAACAUGUGACGGGAAUGUCACACUUGUGAUUGGUCAGCUCCAGUGUUUCGUCAUUUGACAUUGGCAUGCAUUACAUCUCAUGUUCACUGAUUUUUUUCCACUCUAUUUGGUAUCACGAAAAGUAAGAUAGGAAAUUUCCAAUACCUGUUUUAUUUAUGGUUUAUCAUUUGUGGGUGUAUAUAAAUGUUAAUUUUCUAUUUAUUCAAUUAUUUUUGUUGGCAUUUGUACAUUUGUAUGUUUAAUUUUUGUAUAUCUUAAGUAAGCUGUAUCAUUGUAUUUUCUUAAAAACAUGUUUUAUUUUGAUUAUCAUUUAUUCAAGGAAGAGAUUAUGAUCAGACAUUGAUUUAAGAAUAAAACAAAUGUGUAUUUGUUUUCUACGUGCAUUUCUAAUUCAUGGUUAUAGAGACACUGAAUAUGUAAUGUGAUUAUGGGCUUACUAAUGUCCUGAAGUUAUGACAGAUGAUCUUUGACGUACAGACAUUUUUGGCUUUAUUUCUGUAUUUUUAUUUUGAUUGUAAUGUGUAUGUUGGUGUUCAAAAAAACGUGAAAAUACAGAAACCUGAAAAUAUUUUCAUUCAAUUUUUAGACCUCAAAUAAAAUAUGGGGGGAAAAUGUUAGUUCUUAUUCCAUAAUUGCAAUAGCUAAUUUAAGUUUAAUUUUAGAUGUAUUUCUGUUCUUACUAGUAUUAAAUAAAAAAUUGAAUGUUUAAAAAAACUGCAUUGCUAUCAGUAUUUUGUCCAGCAUACAGUUAGGAAAUAGUAGGUUAUUUAAAUUUAUAACCUACUUAUUCUUUUACAAUUUGUAAUUUUGAUUUUACAUUUGCAGCAUGUCAAAGGUAAAUAAAUUUCACACAACAUACA